AUGCAGCAGCAGCAGCAGCAGCAGCAGCAGCAGCAGCAGCACAAGCAGGACACAUCUGUGAGUGAAACGCCGUCGGCGGCAGCAUGCGUACCGCAAGAACGUAGGGCACAGCAGCAGACGGGGGAGGGAGGGCAACAACAACGAGCGCAAGAGGAACAGCAGCCGCGUCAGCAGCAGCGUGUACAGAACGAGGAGCACGAAGCGCGUGUCUCUGCCGGUGCGACGGGAGCAUCGGGUGAGGACGGGGAGGGCACGAGGCGGCGUUCGGCAUGCGACAGCUGCUCGUUGAAGAAGAUCAAGUGUGAUGGCCUGAAGCCCUGCCAGGCGUGCCGAAAACGCGGCGUGACUUGCCACUUCAGCGUGAAGCGACCGACCGGCCCCAGGAAAGCAGCUCUUCUCGCCACAGCAGCCGCCGCCGCGGCCGCGGCCGCCGCCGCCAACCACGCUACGAAGGGCGCGGCCGCUAGUAAUAAGGCGCCCCCCCCCGGUUCCCUUCUCAGGGACGCCAUGCUGUCGCCAAGGGGCGGCGGCAAGCGCAUUAUCGGCCUUGCCGGCGGCGGCGACGGGGCUGACGGGGCUGACGGGGCCGACAAAAACGCCGAGAACGGAGGCACCACUGCUGCCAAUGGAAACAACAACAAGACCUUACCGUCCCUGAUGCCGGCGCCGCCACCGGCGCCGCAGCAGCAGCAGCAGCGCGCCGGCGUCGCGACCAGGCAAGCGUCGGCCGCCAAGGCCGGAGACAAGCGGGUGGCAAAGACUCGCGCCGGCGCGGCCGGCGGCGGCAGCGGCAGCGGCGGCGGCAGCGGCAGCGGCAGCGGCAGCGGCAGCGGCAGCGGCAGCGGCAGCGGCAGCGGCAGCGGCGCCUCGGCCGGAUCCACCCUGUUCCCGCUUGCUCCCAACGCGGUCGCCGCCGGCGCCGACUCCUCCCCGGGCACCCCGCACGAGCUUGCCAAGGGCGUCAGCGGGGGAUGGACCGGCGCCACCAGGCAGGGCACCGAUUCUUCGGAGUCCGAGAGCGGGAUCGCGGGAUUGGUGGGAAGGAAGAGGUGGCAAUCCGUGGACGGCAGGGCGGACGACGGCGGUGGGGACGGCCACCUGCAAGGAGCCUCCGCGCGAGCUUCUGCCGCCAGCGGCAGGGGCGCCAGGCGCGGGGGCACCGACGCCGGUGGGACCAGGGGGGGCGGCAAGCGUGGGGGAGCUGGGGGCGCCGUGGAUGCAGGCGGAAGCGGCGGCGGAGGAAGAGGAGCGGAGGGGAGAGACGCCGGCAAGGGCGGGCGGCGGGUGUCUGCCGGUGCCAGAAGUGGCUACAGCAGCAGCAGCGGCCUCGCCGGCAAUCCGGCGGCGCAUCCGAGCGCGGCGCCUUCGGCAGCGGCAGCGGCCAGCGGCACCUCGCGGACCCUGAGCGACAGAGAUCACGGCCUGCUUGGCGUGUUCUUAAACACCGUGAACGAGUUCCUACCGCUCAUCAGCAGCGACGUCGUCGCCGCAAUGCGCGACGACAUCGUCGUGGACGGGAUGAACGGGGCGAGCAACAAGCGCCGCAGGCUAUCCCCGGGGUCUGGCGGUCCCGACACUGACUUCGAAAGGUUCGCGCGUAGCUCUCUCAUCGAGGCUGCUCUGAGCGUGGGCGCCCUGGUGACGAGGGACCAGGUGGCGGCGGUGAGAUUCGCGGAGAACGCCCGGCAGCUGCUGAAGGAAAUAUUCGACGUGCCCAGCGAGGAGGCCGCUAGCGCGUUCUUGUGUCUGGCCUACUUCAACACGUACAGCGGGGAGGCGCUCCGCGCAGACCUGUACUUGGUGCAGGCGCACAGCUUCUGCCUCAACCUGCCGGAAUUCCCCCUGAACCUGGAGAUCUGCAUCGAGCACCUGAGCCACGGGCGGCUGAAGAUCGAGCUCCGCCCUAACUUCCACACGUGGGGAAACCGCCGCUACAGGGUCCUACACGUGGCCAACCACGUGCUGUCCAUGCUGACCCAGACGGGGGACCGCGGCCUGCCCGCGGCCCUGCAGGCGGGCGACCCCCACGCGUUCGAGGGGGGAGAGGCGGCCCUCCUCCGGUGCGUGGAGGAGCUAGUCACGUGCAUCAGGAUCAGCGAGAGGGACACGCUCGCCAGGCUCAUUUGCAGCUCCUUAGUGGGGCUGCUCCUCAUGCUGCUGGGCCGUCGCGAGGAGAGCAUCGCCGUCGCCGAGUCGGUUGCUGAAGGAGUGACCCCCACCCCGGCCAUCACUCGCGUCAUGCCCUUGUCCUGGACCGCAACUACCGUAACUUCGGCCCUGCUGUUCAUUUACGAGAGGCACGGCGUGUACUCCCGCCUGUACGAGCUCGUGGCGCCCGCGCAGGGGCUCUCUGGCUCUGCGGGACAGGAAGGCGAGUGCGCGUUGCCCCUCCCGGGGUCCGACGUCGGGGAAUACCUCAGGCACGCCUGCAGGCCGUCCACCUUCUGCCAGCUUGUGGUGACCAUCUCGCGCCUGACGGACCGGGGCACCAAGAACUUUUGCCCCACCCCGGACGCCUCCCAGAGUGCGAGCCAAGACGAUCGUUGGCCGGCCAUGUCCGGGCUCUUCAACAACACCGGGGGUGACCUGGUGGGGUCGGCAGCGGCGGGAGCGGGCGCAAGGCUGGCAGAUGGAGGAGGAGGAGGAGGAGGAGGAGACACGAUGAGAGGGGGAGGCGGGCCCAGGGGGGCGGACGUUGAAAAGGCGGAGGAGGAAUGCGCCGGCACGCAGCUGGCAGAGCUGCUUGCCUCCCUGCCCCCGGCAUCGCCGCCCAAGCUCUCGGGCUUGGUUGACGUGGAGUCGUACACCGACCUCCCGUCACACAUGAACGACUUGGCUGUGGGGGCAGCGCGCGGAGGCAGCGGCGGUCUCGGCGGCGGCGGGGGGGGGCGGGCGGGGGAGUCCGGCUACUUCAGGGGGGCCUCCCCGUUGCCGUUCUUGGGCCGCACCUCUUCCCAGGGCCGCGAGCACCAGUACCGGCAGCAGUACCACCCGCCGAUGCUCCCGCCGCCUGAUCACCAGCAGCAGCAGCAGCAGCGGCAACAGUACCACCCUCCAAUGCUCCCGCCCGCUGACUACCUGCGGGAUCCGGAAGGGGGAGCACAAGCGGAGCCGCGAGAAUCCGCUGCCCCUAGGCAGUCUAUUGGGGGUAGCGGCGGCAGCGGCGGCGGCGGAGGCAGUGCUACAUCCAACAGCAUGCGCCGAGGCCCGGGAGGGGUCAACGAGACGCGCUUGUUGUCGUCGUGCUCGCUGUCCUCUGCUUCGGCGGGUCCCCUCCACACGCUUUCCUCGCAACGCCAGGAAGACGUCCUCGGUAGCUCUGGCGACGGCGGCAGCGGCGGCGGAGGCGGAGGCGGAGGUAACGCCAGAGAGUUCCUGAAGGGCCCGCAGCGGCACGGCGACAGCGAUGACUUCGGCAUGUACGGCGAAGAUCUGCUAGGGUCUCAUGCCUUCGACUCUGAUCUGAUGAAACUGAUGACCGCCGAGGCGAUCUGACGACGCUACAUCCUGAAGGUCAUAAGAUCUGAAUCUUGUUGCGUCGACACACACAUCGGGGCACGAACGAUGCAGUACAGGGGUAAGAAGAGUGUGGGAGCGUACCGUUUCUCUGUAUGGUUUUAGAGGCCUUGUUCUGGGCGGCGCGUGGGGGGGGGUGUACUGAUAGUCGUGCUUGUCGUAGUCGUUAGACCAUUGACCUCGCAUCCCUACAAAGCCGGGACGGAGCACGCCGGGUUCUCACCGGACCAGGCUCUCACAUCACCAAGCGCGAAGCGCCGUGAGAUAUUCGGCGAGUCAUGAAGGGGGAGGGGGGGGGCGGUGCAUUGCUAUCGUGUAGAUUUAUUUCUUGGGGUGGUGGUUUUCCUUGUCUACAUCGUUGUGUAACUUUGUUUUUGUGGAAGGUACGCCUGAUUUCGGCGAUGAAGUGUGAGGUGUUGAAGCACAGUAGGGCUCGGGGAGGGGAGUGUGGGGGGGGGGUUCAACCCAGAAUCAGGCCAGCUGUUCGAUGAGCUUUUUGUGCUAGUGCUUUACAUAUAUUAUUUAUAUUUUUUUUGGACUACGUUGUUUAGUACAGCAGCAGUAGUUUAGUGGUUUUUCAUGUGGUGUUUUUCUUCCAGUGUUGCAACGCAAGGCUGCCGUUAAAUUGAAGUAUUCUACUGUGUUGUUUGUUCGAGAAUGCUGCUGUUCCACUUUCUGCGUGCGGUUCCCCAGCAACCCACCCCUGUGCGAUUUGUGGAGAGUUACGAUACGAAGAUCAAUCACAUAAAUUUCAGAUGUAGCAGUUUCAUGAGGCAAGCGCACUCAGGUUGUUGUCCGUCCCUUGUCAACGUCGUGUUUUGCUUUUUUGUCUUCAUUGGUCUUCUUGUUUUGGUGUGCUUUAACCCCGCUCACACCCCUCACACCGCAAAGAAAACGCGCGAGGCUCGCUUUUUUUGGUUGUGCGUAGUGUUCGUUCGUUUGACUGCGGUGAGAGUGAAGUGUGGGGCGCCGAUAUUCGAGUCCUUUGGCGGUGUCACGCCGUGUUCAUGUUGCCGAUUGUCGGUGAUGAUAGUAUUUAUUAUGUCCAGAGAUGUGCUCGUCGAAGCCCCUCGUGCCGCCACUGCUGCUGAGCUGUUGCAUCGCUGUACACCUCAGAAGAGGCCGCACCAGGCCUGGCUGAAACAGGUGUAUCAUUGGGUAGAGACUAAGCGGACGAUAAUGUCCGUCCGGUAGACGAGGGGACGAUCGUUUAAAGGGGCCUUUUCGUGGCCGUUGUUACGUGCAACGAACACCAGGGCCGACUUUAUCGUUUGUGUGUUGUGAAGGGUCUCCUGUUCUAUUUAUUACGGGAUGUUGUUUGUGGGAGGGAAAAGACCGGCACGUACUAGCAUAGCGGAGUGUUCUUGGCCAUCCCUCCCGGGGAUUUUUCUAUUUUGGGUUUUCCGGCAGCUCUCAGACAUCGUCGGAGCAUGCGGUAGAAGAGUAGGCAUCGUCACAUCGACACUGUGUGUAGUCGUUAGGAUUUAUUUUUGAGAACAAACCAGAGGAGAGGUUGGUUUUGUCUUAACCUGUCUGUGCGGCUCUCUGUCUCCGGGGGGCGUUUGCAAGAAGUUGCCCAUUUUGGUUGCGCAUGAGACAGUAGUACAUUUUGUAUAGAACACACACGGUAUAUAUCUUAUUCCUUGUUGGUCGGAAGACGAGCAUGUAGUCUAUUGCACGCACGUAGAUCCAAUCAAUGUGCCGUGGUUCACACUCAGAUCUCCGUAUCUCCCCGCGAGGGUCGGUGUACGUGAUGUCUCGUUUGAGAGCGCGUCAACCUCUCGCGGUAUUGUUUCUGUAGCACCCAACAGAGCAAAAGGUAAUCAUUAUAUUGCCGUGGCCAUGUGUGUCGGUUGCCCACGUGCUCACUGGGUGUAGCUCCUCUUGGUCUUGAAGUUAGAGCGCGAUGAAGUCUAUGUCUACGGGCUAUACCUGGGGCAUCGAACGCUGUUGAGGCGAACCCCGCUCACGGGUGUGACUCUUCACGAUCACUCUCAACCCGGCUGCUUAUUAUCGGUUUGUUUGUUGUUCUCAAUUUGUUUGGUAAGGUUUGCACAGAGAGCCCGCAUGUAGUUAAGCCCUUGAUUUUUCCCCCUGAAGUUUUUGCAAAUUGCCCGCCUUGGGGAUGCUGGUCUUCUGCACCGAGCGAUCGGCACGUCAUCAAUCCUGCUGGUGGCAGCAGCGGCAAAAAUAAGUUGCAGUCGACCACAUCUACCUGCGGUGUACUUGUUGUCUUGUUUGGUGGAUGAUUCUUCCUGAUGGGGUUGCAUAGAGUUUUUAUUGUGGGAUGGACGUCAAAAACGAUAUUCCAAUAACUAUCUCCUUCCAGCUUGACUGCUGGCUUGUGGACGCUGAUAUAUGGUAACGAGACGGUGUCCCUGCGUUUAUCUACUGAUCACGCCCGCCCUGAAAGACCUUUGGGCUUGGCCUAGACCUGGGGUUCUUGUUCCUCUUGUGGGCUACAAGGCCGAUUUGAAUGUACCAAGGUUUUAGUGAAGGGUUUCUUCACCGGCCUCACAACCGGUACUCAAGUUCACACGUUCGACACUAUGUUGAACAUGAAGUCCUUGAUUGGUAUGAGCGCUAUCUGUACUACUUGCUGACGUCCUUUUUUCCGGCCGUAUAGUUCAAGGGCGCGUUUUAAGGACUAGUGAAGAAGGACGAACAUGAACGUGGUGAAGCUAUUGUAACUAGUGAAGAAGGACGAACAUGAACGUGGUGAAGCUAU
This is a messenger RNA of Ectocarpus sp. CCAP 1310/34, 6244 nucleotides long. Lineage: Eukaryota; Phaeophyceae; Ectocarpales; Ectocarpaceae. The record is from the annotation of a GenBank genome assembly.